Dipodomys ordii (Ord's kangaroo rat) is the source of this 1983-nucleotide messenger RNA. It is a transcript of the gene Coch, whose product is annotated as cochlin. The transcript has 10 exons. The record is from RefSeq and is a predicted model, not a curated record. NCBI's taxonomy places the organism in Eukaryota, Metazoa, Chordata, Mammalia, Rodentia, Heteromyidae. Bases 1 to 1668 code for a protein of 555 amino acids.
AUGAGGCUGGCGUGGGGCGGCGUGGGGCGGCGAGGGCGCCCUCCCUCCCCCCAGCCGGCGCGGUCCACGCGGGGCUCCAGCCAGAGCUCGGGAAAGGCUCCCAUUGCUAUCACAUGCUCUACCAGAGGCCUGGACAUCAGGAAAGAGAAAGCAGAUGUCCUCUGCCCCGGGGGCUGCCCUCCUGAGGAAUUCUCUGUGUUUGGGAACAUAGUUUAUGCUUCUGUAUCCAGCAUCUGUGGGGCUGCCAUCCACAGGGGAGCAAUCAGCAUCUCAGGGGGACCAGUGCGUGUCUAUACCCUACCUGGACGGGAGAACUAUUCCUCUGUAGAAGCCAACAGCAUCCAGUCGCAGGCGCUUUCCAGGUGGUCUGCUUCCUUUACAGUGACUAAAGGCAAAAGUAGUGCCCAGGAAGCAACAGGAAGGGCAGUGUCCACAGCACGUCCACCCACAGGUAAACGACUAAAGAAAACACCAGCAAAGAAAAGCGGCAAUAAAGACUGUAAAGCAGACAUUGCAUUUCUGAUUGAUGGAAGUUUUAAUAUUGGGCAGCGCCGCUUUAAUUUACAGAAGAAUUUUGUCGGGAAAGUGGCUCUCAUGUUGGGAAUUGGAAUCGAAGGACCACACGUAGGCCUUGUUCAAGCCAGUGAACAUCCCAAAAUAGAAUUUUACUUGAAAAACUUUACAUCAGCCAAAGAUGUUUUGUUUGCCAUAAAAGAAGUAGGUUUCAGAGGAGGUAAUUCCAAUACAGGGAAAGCUUUGAAGCAUACUGCUCAGAAAUUCUUCACACCAGACACUGGAGUCAGAAAAGGCAUCCCCAAAGUGGUGGUAGUGUUUAUUGAUGGUUGGCCUUCUGAUGACAUCGAGGAAGCAGGCAUUGUGGCCAGAGAGUUUGGUGUCAAUGUUUUUAUAGUUUCUGUGGCCAAGCCAAUUCCUGAAGAAUUGGGGAUGGUUCAGGAUGUUGCAUUUGUGGACAAGGCUGUCUGUAGGAAUAAUGGCUUCUUCUCUUAUCAUAUGCCCAACUGGUUUGGCACCACAAAAUAUGUAAAGCCUCUGGUACAGAAGCUCUGCACUCACGAGCAAAUGAUGUGUAGCAAGACCUGUUACAACUCAGUGAACAUCGCCUUCCUGAUUGACGGCUCCAGCAGUGUUGGGGAUAGUAAUUUCCGUCUCAUGCUUGAAUUUAUUUCCAACAUAGCUAAGUCGUUCGAGAUCUCAGACAUUGGGGCCAAGAUAGCUGCUGUACAGUUCACUUACGAUCAACGCACAGAAUUCAGUUUCACUGACUAUAGCACCAAAGAAAAUGUCCUAGCUGUGAUCAGAAGUAUCCGCUAUAUGAGCGGUGGGACGGCUACUGGUGAUGCCAUUUCCUUCACUGUUAGAAAUGUAUUUGGUCCCAUAAGGGGUAGCCCCAACAAGAACUUCCUGGUAAUAGUCACAGAUGGGCAGUCCUAUGAUGAUGUCCGAGGUCCUGCUGCCGCCGCCCAUGAUGCAGGUAUCACCAUCUUCUCUGUUGGUGUGGCUUGGGCACCUCUGGAUGACCUGAAAGACAUGGCCUCUAAACCAAAGGAGUCACAUGCUUUCUUCACGAGAGAGUUCACAGGAUUAGAACCAAUUGUUUCUGAUGUCAUUAGAGGCAUUUGUAGAGAUUUCUUAGAAUCUCAGCAAUAAUGGUGGAUUUUGACAACUGGUAAAAUACAAGAUCUAAUAUAUAAAGUGUACUCUCAUAAUACUGAAAUAUUAUAUAGCAUACUAGAAUCAGAUACUUUAAGGCCAACAGCUGUUUUAAACACACAAGCAUUCAUUUAAAGCUUCCACCUUUGGAUUAAAAUUUAGACUUUAACUCUUCAAAACACAUGGUUAAAGCUUCAUAAUCAUGGCCCUUAGAAACUCAGGAAAGAGGUAUGGAUUCAAAUUGUAAGUUAUGCCUAUUAAAUGUAUUAUAGAUGUGCAAAUAUUAUCUCAAUAAAAUAAUCUGAUACUUAA